Molecule: messenger RNA, 521 nt
Organism: Drosophila albomicans
Lineage: Eukaryota; Metazoa; Arthropoda; Insecta; Diptera; Drosophilidae
Exons: 2
Coding region: 78-434 (118 amino acids)
Source: RefSeq, a predicted model, not a curated record
UAGGCGCUCAGAAGUUGAAUUUUCAACUUCAACGAAAACAGUCUAGAGAUUUUCAAAAGCUAAAAAAAAAAUUGAAAAUGAUCUUUUAUGUGCUACAGACAAUCUCAACUACGCUAAUCACCGCUCUGAGCACCAUCUGGUUGGUUGAAGAGACCAUGAUCAACCUGAUGAUGUCGUGCUCUUUGAUGGCGCUGCGCUUUGCCUGCCAUCCGAUGAUGCUGCUGCCAAUGCUACUGGGCACCUACUAUGUGAUCCGCAAAGUAUGGCAACGUCGUCGGGUGACUGUUGAGGGCUCUGCAGAUGGCACUGGGCUGCGCAAUCUGCCGCGUACUCCACGCAUCGGACCAUAUCGUAGUGUGGGCAGCAUCUCGUCGCGCAGCAACGAGAGCUAUGAGUGUGAAGUGUCCGAGGAGGAGACACGUCGCUGCUCGUAAUUUACAUUUGUGUUAAAUUGAUGUAAUAUGUGUUUCGUGAAUAGAUUUAUUUUGUUCUUACUCUCUAGCAAUGCAGCCGACAAAAUA